Molecule: messenger RNA, 1423 nt
Organism: Prosopis cineraria
Lineage: Eukaryota; Viridiplantae; Streptophyta; Magnoliopsida; Fabales; Fabaceae
Exons: 5
Coding region: 97-1194 (365 amino acids)
Source: RefSeq, a predicted model, not a curated record
UUCAACACAAGGUCGUCUCCUUCCCCGUCCCCCUCGAGUCCCUUGCCAACACUUGAGCAUCGUACCUCUGAAACGCCUGAACUGCAAAGGGAUGCAAUGGCGGCCAACCCAGAGAAACCGGUAGCGGAAUUGGACGACAAGGUCAAGUACGAGUCUUGGGAUUGUCACCAUGAUAUUUCUACUCACGUGCGCAACAAGAGCAGGAGCCUCCAAUCAAGAACCGACAAACUCAGCUUCUUUACUUCUCUAUCCGAAGCUUUUCACGUUCAUAAUCCACUGGCCGACCCGGAUGUCGUGAAUUUUGCUGGCGACCUCUACGACAGUGUCAAAUCCCAGCUGCUCCAUCUCCUGGAAGAAAACAGAGCUGUAUCAACCAAUGAGGACAUGUAUAGUUUUUUCUUGGAUCACUUGAGGCUUGACGGAAAUUCUUAUGUGCUUGACAUCCCGGAAGACGGUAUCUUUGUUAAAUACGAGGCAGCGGAACUAGAGGAUUCUACAUUACCAACGGCAACACGCUCUGAGUCUAACCUUGACGAUUGGACCCACCUUAUUUCUGUCGACACGAAUUUGAACUCUGAGGCAGAGCAGCUUCAUAAUACCGCAGGUAGGAAACAAAACCAAAACCAACCUCUUCAAAAGAAUGCGCGUCCAAGGGCGACGACGCGCAGGGGUAGGAAACCAAAACGACCUCUUGCCAUUAGUACCGCUGUUCAACCGAACGUCGAUUUCACAGUGAAAGAAGAAGAAGAAGAACAAAAAGACCAUCUUCCUGACUUAAAAAGGCCCCUGAUAAAACAACAAGAACCUGUGAAUGUGGAUCAGUGGUGGCACAAACAUAAAGCCCGUGCACGGAAACACACAGAAUUUAGAGAUAAACUCAUGGAUGAUCUUAAGAGACCUUACUCUGAGGAAGAGUACUGGAUGCUUCUUAAACAACUUAGUGAAAAAAAACCAGUGCAAAGCCAAAGAGUUUUACGUUCGUGUACAAAAAGCUAUGACGACGACACUCGUCCUCCAAAGUCUAUUCUUGAUUACCAUGCUGAUCUUGCAAAGAGAUUAUAUUCAGUUCGUGAUGAUCAUCCCAGAGUUCUGAAUCUCCUACGUGGAUAUUUCUAUUGGAUGACAAAUUUAUCUCAAGAAGGAUCGUUUCUACCAUGGGAAGAUGCAUCAUGUCUGGAGGUGCUGCCACAAUAGGAAGGAGUCACUGCAUUUGACUUUUUGGGAGAUUUACCAUGCUUGUUACUUGGCUGUAAAACUUUGGUCCUUAGUGGACCUACAAUCAUGUUAAUUUUGUAUAUAUUUGGUCCGUAUAUUAUAUAUUCCUGCGCAAAAUGCUGUAAUUGAUUUGUAUUGCAUUGGCAUCUUUGAGUUGUACGAAGUUAUUUGAAUUUUGUUAAUAGAAAAUAGCCACAAUUUAUCCGUC